Priapulus caudatus is the source of this 1750-nucleotide messenger RNA. RefSeq names its product protein kinase C, brain isozyme-like. The transcript has 12 exons. NCBI's taxonomy places the organism in Eukaryota, Metazoa, Priapulida, Priapulimorpha, Priapulimorphida, Priapulidae. Gene Ontology annotation, molecular function: ATP binding; protein serine/threonine kinase activity. Gene Ontology annotation, biological process: protein phosphorylation. Bases 37 to 1398 code for a protein of 453 amino acids. The record is from RefSeq and is a predicted model, not a curated record.
UGUGUUUUAGUGAGGUGUGCGAGAAACCUUAUCCCCAUGGAUCCUAGCGGUGCCUCGGACCCCUACGUCAAGAUCAAGCUCAUACCAGAUCCGGACGGAAAGACGAAGAAGAAAUCGAAAACGGUCAAGUCGACCCUCAAUCCAGAGUGGAACGAAACAUUUAAAUUCGACCUGAAGCAGGAGGACAAGGAUCGGCGGCUUGCCAUCGAGGUGUGGGACUGGGACCGCACCUCGCGCAACGACUUCAUGGGCUCGCUGUCGUUCGGCGUGUCUGAGGUUCUGAAGAAGCCCGCCGACGGCUGGUACAAGUUGCUGAACCAGGAGGAGGGCGAAUUCUACAACAUCCCCAUCACUGAUGAAGCCAUACAGGAGGAACUUAACAAGAAGUUAGAGAAGAUGGCGCAGAUCGCUGCGUCUAAGCCACGUCCGCAGCACAGGCCCAAGGGCGACGGCCAUAAGGAGCAGGGCGAUCGCGUCAGAGCUGCAGAUUUCAACUUUCUCAUGGUCCUCGGCAAGGGCAGUUUCGGAAAGGUGAUGCUGGCUGAGAGGAAGGGCGCUCCGGACGAGCUGUAUGCCGUCAAGAUCCUGAAGAAGGAUGUCAUAAUUCAAGACGAUGACGUAGAGUGUACGAUGAUCGAGAAGCGCGUGCUAGCCACGCCCAGCAAGCCGCCAUUCCUCGUGCAGCUGCACUCUUGUUUCCAGACAAUGGACCGGCUGUACUUUGUGAUGGAGUAUGUGAAUGGAGGCGACCUCAUGUUCCAGAUUCAACAAGUGGGCAAGUUUAAGGAGCCCGUGGCCGUGUUUUACGCGGCGGAGAUAGCAGCGGGCCUGUUCUUUCUACACAGACAAGGAAUCAUCUAUAGGGACCUGAAGCUGGACAACGUGAUGCUGGACAGCGACGGCCACAUCAAAAUCACGGACUUUGGCAUGUGCAAGGAGAAUAUAGUAAACGACGCGACGACAAAGACGUUCUGUGGAACGCCGGACUACAUCGCUCCUGAAAUUAUCAUGUACCAGCCGUAUGAUAGAUCAGUGGACUGGUGGGCGUACGGCGUGCUACUAUACGAGAUGCUAGUCGGGCAGCUUUUGACGAAAGACACCAAGAAGAGAUUGGGCUGCGGCGGGACAGGAGAGCGUGACAUACGCGAGCAUCCGUUUUUCCGGCGCAUCGACUGGGAAAAGAUUGAGGCGCGAGACGUGCAGCCACCGUUUAAGCCAAAAAUCAAAAACCCGCGCUCGGCCGAAAACUUCGAUCCGAUCUUCACGCGAGCGAAGCUGGACCUGACGCCACCCGACGCCGUUGUCAUCAAGAACAUCCCCGAAGACGAGUUCGAUGGGUUCACCUGCGUCAAUGCCUACUACUGUCCCGUCCGAGACAAUUAUGUUAUCGAUGUCUAAUACGGCGCGAUAGGUCAAGAAGAGUGAGAGGGAGAGAGAGCGCGCGAGAGAGAGCACAGUACAAGUGGCAACGCCGUCAACUUCGACACCGAGUUCACACAGCUUCCGGUCCAGCUGACGCCUACCGACAAAUUAUUCAUCAUGAAUCUCAGCGAUAUGGAGUUCGCCGGCUUUUCCUUUCUCAAUCCCGAGUUUGUAGAACACAUAUAGCACUAACUUCCGUCAAGUUUCUCCGUUAUGCUCUCCCGGUCUGAUCUAUGACGCGUGCUAGUAGUGCCUGUGCUUUGCUGCAGCACUGUGAUACUACGCUUACCAGUGCACAAUAACUAACACCAACCAUUGACAAAUGUCA